AUGCGGGCAUUAAUGCUUUGUACUUCCCUACACGCUCGAAGCUUUUGUCGGGGGGCCGAGGAUAACACAAUAGCGGUGGCUCGAACACGGGACUGGACUGUGCUCUCAACAAUAAAAGCUCCGAUACCGAAAGCUCAUGGACGUCCAAGCGGGGAUACUGCACCUUUUGGAGGGACUCCUGCCGGUGUUAAUGAUUUUGCAAUCCACCCAAGUAUGAAGCUCAUGGUGAGCGUGGGAAAAGGAGAAAAGUGUAUGCGCUUAUGGAACCUGGUGACCGGCAAAAAGGCGGGCGUCCUGAACUUCGGAAGAGAACUUUUGCAAGGCGUUGGAGAGGGUAAAUGGGCAAGGGGGGAAGGCAGAAGGGUGGAGUGGAACACCCUUGGCGAAGAAUUCGUAGUGGCAUUUGAAAGAGGUUGUGCUGUGUUCGGCAUGGACUCGAAGCCAAAAUGUCGAAUAUUGCCUUUGCCACUUACCAAGAUCCAUCAAGUACACUACAUGACCUUAUCUGGGACCGAUGGCGGAACCAAAGACCUUCUGGCUGUCUCAACAGAAGAUGGUCGCAUAUUGUUCUAUGAUACCACAGACGUCGUCGGAACACAGAUCACCAAGUCCGCCUCGAAACUCGAGACACCCAUCUCUGACCCCAUCUGCCAAUUAGGAGGCGCUGCAGAUGAAAUAACUGGCCGUGUGAAAGAUUUUGAAAUCUUGAAACCACUAGGUUCAGAAGACUUCAUCAUCGUUACUGGUAGUAGCGAUGGUGCUGUACGCCUUUGGACGGUUGACGAGUCAGAGCUCGUAGACGAGGCAUCAAAAUCGAGAGUAGUGAAUGAUGAAGUAAGCAUCUCGGCCGAUGGCGAUGAUAGUAAAGCGAACGGGAACACAACGAAACUGCCCACCACAAGGCAAAUCGGAUUGCUCUUAGGCACAUACGAAGCGGGGAACAGGAUCACCUGUUUGAAGGCCUUUGUCAUGUCAGAACUAGAAAGCUACAAGACCAACGGUUCGGAUAACGGCAUCGAUGGCAAACGUGGUAACGAACUGAACUCUGGGGAUGAGAACAGUACGAGUAGCUGA
Molecule: messenger RNA, 1074 nt
Organism: Letharia columbiana
Lineage: Eukaryota; Fungi; Ascomycota; Lecanoromycetes; Lecanorales; Parmeliaceae
Exons: 2
Coding region: 1-1074 (357 amino acids)
Molecular function (GO): protein binding
Source: RefSeq, a predicted model, not a curated record